AUGUUGUGUGAACAACUCUGCACGAAGCACCAUGAGGCUUACCUCCUUACCAGCCCGUGGUGGCGCGUACGUGUCUCUACUGAGAUGUACGAAGGGAUUGACAACCUGAAAUCCCUUUUACGACCGUGCCGGGAAGACUUUCUCCGGCGGUCCUUCUGCGGCACAGGAUGUGUCGCGUCGUACUGCUCGACCAGACCCAGUACGUCAACCAUCAAUUGGGAGCGGGGCUCCCAAGAAUCCCAGGACGGGGAUAGCCGCGCCACCGGACGAGGUAACUCGUCCGACGUCCGUUCACGUCGCGGUGGUUCAACAGCUGCUCUACUAGAUAGCGCUGGCCACCGCGAGAGUCCUCUAAUGGAGGUGGAGGAGGAGGAAAGACGCUCUCCACACGAUCAUGUGGAUCGGUGUGUUCCCGAGAGCUUCUUUGAUCGCGUAACGCAAGGGUUACGCGACGAUCUCGAGCAUGAGCGGAAUAGGCGUCUCCAGAUGGUGGACACUGCCUCGAAGCAUCGAGCUGAGUUUGCCUUUGCUCAGCUUGAGAACGAGAGAUCUCUGACAUCUCUUCGUGACGAGCUAAGGGUAGCUCGUGGGAUUGUUGAUCGGUCUCGGGCUGAGAUAACUGCUCUUCAGACCCUUGUUGAUGCCCACCAUCGGGAGCACAAGGCUCUCUGCGAGAUGCUUGAGCGCAAGGGCGUUCUUCAUCGGAAGAAGCAGCGUACUGAUGGUACGGCUUAA
Molecule: messenger RNA, 735 nt
Organism: Peronospora matthiolae
Lineage: Eukaryota; Oomycota; Peronosporomycetes; Peronosporales; Peronosporaceae
Source: the annotation of a GenBank genome assembly